This is a messenger RNA of Coniophora puteana RWD-64-598 SS2, 1251 nucleotides long. RefSeq lists its product as uncharacterized. NCBI's taxonomy places the organism in Eukaryota, Fungi, Basidiomycota, Agaricomycetes, Boletales, Coniophoraceae. The record is from RefSeq and is a predicted model, not a curated record. The transcript is spliced from 3 exons. Bases 995 to 1174 code for a protein of 59 amino acids.
GGUAGUAGGUGAGAUAAGGAAGGUGGCGGCUUGAACAUGACGAUGAGACGCCAGAACGUGGGAAUCAUCCGCCCUCGUGCCAACAUCAACUGUAACUUUCACGGAAACGGGAAAUCCAUCCACGACAUAACUUACACAUCUCCGCCUCGGCCAUAAAAAUGCCAACAAUCCUGACGCGCCAUCUACUGGGGAUCAACAGAAGACUCGGAAUAAGUAUGUACUUUUUAGUCUCUGUUCUUUCUUUCGGUGUUUUGACUGCUUCCCUAGCAGGUGGACCGAGGCACACAAAACCGAACGCAGCGGAGCUAUUUUUUCUUCUUUGAAACGGGGACGGAGGAACUUUCGUGUGGGUGUAUUCGGAGUGAAUACAGCAGCGGCGGGCACGGAGGCGAGCAAAGGCCAGCUCGGCGAAGGCCGUGUUUCUGAACGUCAGCGCACGCGCCGGGCGCCAAUGGGUGCUACGCAGCUAGCUACUCUCGGCGCGCUGGGUUGAGUCGCCGUGACCUAGGGUCGUCGAGGAAGAGAGGCGGAGAAUGGAGAAUCUGCGCGCCUCCACCGGCCGAUGACGACGGGCGCGUACACUUCUGGUUGGGCUGGGUGUUCCAUCUAACUCUUCCAAGAGUGUAUAUGCGUCACAAUAGUUGCCUCUAUAGCACGGCGGAGUCACAGCGGCUCGUGGGCGCCCAUGUACAGUCAAUAGAUUUCAUGAAAAUUCCCAGAUAUCUUGGCUCGCAACCCAAAACGCCCAGCUUCGUCGACCCAGCCUUUCCGUCCUGGGAGGGCGCAGCCAGCGAUAUGUGCCCGAGUCUGAGUCCGAGGCCGGGCCCGAGGUAUGGGCCAACAGUAUGUACAGUUACAGCGAAUGGCUUACCCCGCAGCAUUGAACCAGCUAUGCUGUAUCUGGUUGACUUGACUUGACUUUGAUUCGGCCUAGUGACUGCAUGUCAAACUGUCAAUGCUGUGGUGAUCUGCACAAACCCCCUGGAGAAACAAGAUGCUCAGAAGUCAGAACCUGAUCUACGUUGUAUCUGCUGGGGUGGCAGUAUACUUAUCUCGGGGCCUCGGCUGGCUGCUCUCAAGGGACGCAAGCGGGCGAACAUACCUCAACAUACAGACUGGCACCGAGCAGACAUGGAGAGUCAAUGUAGCAGGAUAUGGAGCGAGGGACCCGUGAUUGACAUGAGCGCCGAUUAGCGUCUGCGGCGAGAUGUCAACAUCAUCGCGGCCGUUGUGGGUAACGUUGCAGUAGCC